Molecule: messenger RNA, 585 nt
Organism: Teleopsis dalmanni
Lineage: Eukaryota; Metazoa; Arthropoda; Insecta; Diptera; Diopsidae
Exons: 2
Coding region: 96-467 (123 amino acids)
Source: RefSeq, a predicted model, not a curated record
AAAGAAAUUGUCUAUAGUAUCAAAAAUUAUCUUCCAUUUGGCGCAUUACAUUUUAAGAAUCUUUUGGUACCAAAUUACUUCUAGUAUUUGCUAACAUGUCGUCACGUGACAAGGAAACAGAAAAAAAACUACAUAUGCAGUCUGAUAAGCUAAGAUUAUGUUAUCAGAGUCUCAACAAUUUAGAAAAAAUCCAGCAACAAAUCACAAACUUGGAGGCAGGUCUUCGCGUCCUAAAAGCACGUUUCCUUAAGAUAAAGAAAGAGCACGGUAAAAUGCAAUCACCGCUUGAAUUGGGGAAAAUCAAAGGAGCAAUUGACGAAAAGGAACCUAUUGAAGUUCCUCUCUGCACACAAAUGUUAGAGGAAUGUGAAAUGGAUGUAACCUCUGAAAAUAGACCAUACAACUUGGCGAAGGCAAGCAAUUACGAACUGGAAUAUCAUGAUUUGGAUGACGUAUGGAACAAAUGACGCAUAAGUUAUUUUCUGGCUAGUGACGAAGUUAUGAAUUUGCAAUUUCCAAAACUAUUUAAACGGUACAAUCAUUGACUUAAAAUAAAUAAUAAAUUUAUUUUAAAUUAAAUAAAUU